AUGGUGCACCUCAUGGUCUUCCUCUCCAUGUUUGCCACCAUAACUCUGACAUCAGAAGCUCAAUACGUUCUUCCAAUCACAAAAGACGAACCCACCAAACAACUCUACACCACUCUUAACGCACCAUCCCCCGUUAACCUCCUCCUCGACCUCAAAACUGACCUCACGUGGCUCAACUGCCGCAAACUCAAACCUUCACCAACACUUCGCCUUGUCUCUUGCCAGAGCUCCACCUGCAAAUCCCUCCACGGGAACGGCUGCGACGGUAAAACUAAAACCUGUCUUUACCGGCAACCAACCCCUCUCGGCAUAACCCCCGUCCUCACCACAGGCCGUGUCGUUCAAGACAGAGCCACCUUCUCCAAAGCCUCCCUCUCCCACUUCACAUUCUCCUGCGCCGAGGAGAAACAUUUCCAAGGCUUUUCUCCUCAAGUUGCCGGAGUUCUUGGUCUUUCUCCGGGACAGUUUUCGUUCUGGAGACAAGUGACGACGGCGUUUAACAUCAUCCCCAAGUUCUCUCUCUGCUUGCCUUCCUCGGGCAAUGGUCACUUAUACAUAGGCGGCGCCAAAGGUGGUAAUAACAAGGUUCCGAUGACUUUGACGCCGUUGAAAAACAUAGGCUAUGGAGACUAUUUACUCUCCGUCAAGUCCUUCUACGUUGGUGGAAGCCCUUUAUCGUUGAACCCAAGUUUGCUUGAGGCAGGAGCUAAGCUGAGCACGGUGGUUCCUUACACCGUACUACACACGGAUAUCUACAACGCUCUUGCUCGGUCAUUUACGCAAAAAGCAACGAAAAUAGGAAUGUUUGAGGCCCCAGGACAUGAGCCAUUUACAGACUGCUUUGACGAAGGCGCUUCCACGAGGAACCAGAGGGGACUGAAGAAUGUGCCGGUGAUAGAGAUUGGGCUUCCAGGGAGGGCAGGGGAGGUGAAGUGGAGCUUUCACGGUGAGAAUACGGUGGUGAGAGUUUUAGAGACAGUGAUUUGCUUGGCGUUCAUUGACGGAGGAAAGCAACUAAAGGAGUCUGUGAUCAUUGGGACACAUCAACUUCAAGAUUAUAUGAUUGAUUUCGACUUUAGCACCACGCGUAUGGCUUUUAGUGACUCACUCUUGCUUCAUAACACUAGCUGCUCUACGCGGCAUUCCCACAAAGCCACGAGUCUCUACUACACAAACCUAAACCUCGGAAACAUUAAUCACUCUCCUCUACUCCUCGGUACUGACUCCGUUUCUCUUCUCACCUCGAAACCUAACGCCGUCAAUAACUCCGUCCACUCUCCGUUGACUUUAUCUUGCCCCAUAAACGUUUACACCUUGAGACUCAUGCCAAAGAUUGUAAACGGAACCAUCGGUCUUGGAAACUCGUCGAUGUCACUUCUUUACCAGCUUGCAUCGAUGCACGAAAACCGGAGAAAGUUGUCUCUCUGUUUGCCAUCUAAACCGGCCGGUUUAGGAAGCCUUCACAUUGGAGGAGUCUCUCCUUACACUAACUAUAUCUCCAAGAACAUAGCCUCAACGCCUCUCGUAGUUGACCAAACGACUGGUGGGUACUUCAUCGACGUGAUGUCCAUCGAAAUCGCCGGAAACGUCGUUACUUUUGGUAUGAAAAGGCGUGGAAACGCGAUGAUAUGUACUUUGGCUCCUUACACGGUCUUGCAGGGUACCAUCUACAAGGCUUUGGUUAGGUACUUUGCGAGAGAAGCCAAGAUGUUGAGAGUAGCAAACGUGAAGCCUUUUGAUGCAUGUUUCAGCUCCAAGGGGAUGGGAGUUAAGGCGGUGGUUCCGGUGAUUGAUUUGGUGGUGAAAGGUGGAGCUAAGUGGAGGAUCAAUCGGUGGAACUCGCUGGUUAAGGUAAAGAGAGAUGUGGUUUGUUUAGGGUUUUUGAAUGGAGGUGUGACUAUGAAGACGAUUGAAAUGGUGAUAGGAGGUUUUCAGAUGGAAGAUCAUAUAGUGGAGUUGGAUCUUGAAGCUUCCAAGUUCUCUUUCUCAUCUUCCCUUUUGUUUAACAAUACUUCAUGUGGCAAAACAGAACUUUCUAAAUUUUAA
Molecule: messenger RNA, 2046 nt
Organism: Eruca vesicaria subsp. sativa (arugula)
Lineage: Eukaryota; Viridiplantae; Streptophyta; Magnoliopsida; Brassicales; Brassicaceae
Source: the annotation of a GenBank genome assembly